UAUCCAAGAAAUUGAUGCCAUGGAAUUUCUUCACGCCACUUCCAUCAUAUCUCAAUGGUCAAUGCUGUAUUAUUUUUCUUAUUUUUAGUUUGAACUUAACACCAUAUAUAUAAACGUUACUUUCCUAGUUAUAUGGAACAAAAAAAGCUGAGCCUUAGCUUCCAAAAUGGAGAAAUGGCUGUCACCUGCCGUUCUCUUCUUCCCCAUCUUGUUAACCGGUUUUCUUUUACAAUAUUCCGAUGCAUCGCCGCCGGAAUAUUCCCGCCCGCAUCCUCGGCGGCUCAUUUUCACACCUCAUGACCGCUCCGAGUCCGACCCUCAGCAGGUGCACAUAUCGUUGGCGGGGAAAGAUCAUAUGAGGGUUUCAUGGGUUACCUCCGAUAAACACGGGGAGUCUGUCGUGGAAUACGGUAAAGCUCCGGGGAGGUACGAUAAGUCGGCGACCGGAGACCGGACCUCGUACCGCUACUUCUUCUAUAGCUCAGGAGAAAUACACCACGUUACAAUCGGACCUUUGGAGCCAAGAACCACGUAUUUCUAUAGGUGCGGUGGAAGUGGGCCGGAGUUUAGCUUCAGAACCCCGCCGUCGAGUUUUCCAGUUGAAUUCGCCGUCGCCGGAGAUCUGGGUCAGACAGAGUGGACAAACUCAACCUUAGAACACGUAGGCGCGGCGGACUACGACGUUUUUUUGCUGCCGGGCGACCUGUCUUACGCCGAUACGCAGCAGCCGCUUUGGGACUCUUUCGGCCGCCUGGUGGAGCCCUACGCCAGCUCGCGGCCGUGGAUGGUGGCGGAAGGCAACCACGAGAUCGAAAUUUUUCCCAUAAUUUACCCCCACGGCUUCAAGGCCUACAACUCCAGGUGGCGAAUGCCGUACCAAGAAAGUGGGUCCACGUCCAACCUGUACUACUCCUUCGACGUGGCAGCCAUCCACGUCAUCAUGCUGGGAUCUUACGCGGACUUUGACUCCCAAUCUGAUCAGUACAAGUGGCUCCAAGCUGACUUGGCGAAUGUUGAUAGGUCCAGGACUCCCUGGAUCUUCGUCCUCCUCCACGCGCCAUGGUACAACUCCAAUUCUGCUCAUAAAGGAGAAGGGGAAAGCAUGAGGAAAUCCAUGGAAGAAUUGCUGUACAAUGCGCGUGUUGAUGCAGUCUUUGCUGGUCACGUCCAUGCUUACGAACGCUUUACUAGAGUUUUCAACAAUGAAGCUGAUCCGUGCGGUCCUGUAUACGUGACCAUUGGUGAUGGAGGAAACAGAGAAGGCCUCGCAAUGACGUUUGAGAGUCCAAGUCCGCCAAUAUCGGUGUUCCGGGAGCCAAGUUUUGGGCACGGUCGACUGAAAGUGUACAACCAAACGCAUGCACAUUGGUCGUGGCAUCGGAACGACGACGAUAACGCCGUCAAGGCGGAUGAAGUGUGGAUUCAAAGCUUAAGCUCGUCUAAAUCAUGCUUCCCGGGAGCUAUGCUAGGCAACUUCGUAAAAGAUGAACUCUAGAUCAGAUAUAUUAACUGAAGAAGCAAAACUCUCAAGGUAUAGGAAAAAUUUAUUUGUCACUUAGGGUCAAUUUGUGGGUUUCAUCUAAAGUACAUUUUCGGAUAGCAGAUGAGCACUUCCUUGUAAUCAAAAGAAUAAUUUAUUUGUAAAAUACAAUUUAUCAAAUUAUUUAUGUUUACUCAAAAUUUUCAUUUUUAA
Molecule: messenger RNA, 1693 nt
Organism: Ipomoea nil (Japanese morning glory)
Lineage: Eukaryota; Viridiplantae; Streptophyta; Magnoliopsida; Solanales; Convolvulaceae
Product: purple acid phosphatase 22-like
Exons: 4
Coding region: 167-1495 (442 amino acids)
Molecular function (GO): metal ion binding; acid phosphatase activity
Source: RefSeq, a predicted model, not a curated record